Messenger RNA from Daphnia magna, 687 nucleotides. RefSeq names its product cuticle protein 19. NCBI's taxonomy places the organism in Eukaryota, Metazoa, Arthropoda, Branchiopoda, Diplostraca, Daphniidae. The record is from RefSeq and is a predicted model, not a curated record. Gene Ontology annotation, cellular component: extracellular matrix.
GUAGUUUAAUAUAUGGAUUAUUUGGACCAAUGCGCGGAGGAUUAUAGCCAAGUAAAGAGCUUGAAUAUAGUAUAGCGCAACCAGAACUGUAUAAAAGUAGCCGAGACCUUUCGAAUGGACAUCAGUUGUUCUCAGCACAAUCCGAUACUCUCAACAUGCAGAUUUUCAUCUUUGCCGUCUUGAUCGCCGUUGUGGCCGCUAAUGUGGCCUACCCCAAGCCUGCACCUGCCUAUCCUGCCCCAGCUUACCCUUCGCCAGCCUAUCCUGCACCGGCCUACCAGAAGAGCUAUGAUUACGCUCCCAUGCCAUACAGCUUCGCCUGGGCUGUAAAGGAUGAUCCCUCCUACAAUGAUUAUGCCCACCAGGAGACCGCUGAUGACAAGGGAUACGUUACCGGCUCGUACCGCGUCCUUCUCCCCGAUGGCCGCACCCAGAUCGUUAACUACAAAGCUGAUGACUACACCGGUUACGUCGCUGAUGUCAAGUACGAGGGUGAAGCCAAAUACCCCGAAUACAAACCCGCCUACAAGGCCGACUACAAGCCCGCUUACCCUGCACCAGCUUAUCCUACCCCAGCCUACCCUGCCCCAGCCUACCCUGCCCCAGCUUACCCCAAAUAUUAGGCCAAUAAGAAGUGCUAUCUAAUAUUUAUGGGACAUGUUAAAUAAAACAAAUUUUUUUAAAGAA